UUGUUUUCGGAAAGGUCACUAAAUAUCAACAGUUACAAAAGCUAAAGUUUGUAAACUCUGAGUCUGGACAGUGCCAGCUGUAAAAUGCAAUUACGACGUGGUUGCAGUUGUUCUAGUUUCAAGACUCUGUGUCCCCUUCCUUGACAUCCCUGCGACUUUUGGUUCCUCCUCUACGAUUCAUGACAGCCUUCAUGUGGCAAGUUGCACAAAAGCAGAAUGUUGAGCAUUAUGAGAAGCUGGAGAACUUUGUCUGUCUGGUGACAAAGGUGGUCCCAGACAUCCUUAGCUACAGACAGAAAGCCACUCUGGUUAUGGCACUUCGUGCGAAGGUGUUGUUGGAGAUGUGUAGAGGCGAUCAGCUUGUUGAUUCACAGACUCUUAAGACUCAUCUACAUCAAAUUCAAUCUGCUCAUCUUCCCAAGUCUAGACAUUCAGAAAUUGAUAAUUUGCAAAGAAACUUAUCAAGUCUUAUUUUAAAGUUGUUGGAGGACCCAGUUAAAAAGGAAGAGUUUUUUCAGAGGGUGUACCCUGUGGAGUAUGGGCCUGAUUUUGACAAAGCUCUGCAGGUUCUCGUUUGCCAAUUCAUUUCAAGGUUGGAACAGAUUCUCCCAAUACCAAAUUUUAAACAAGUUGCCUCCUGCAUUAGCAGUCCCUUGCUCUGGGAAGAAUGUAAGCAGUAUAUCUAUGAGACAGAGGGCCUUCAGCAUCUCCUGCAGGACAACUGCCACAGGUCUUUGGAUGACGAUGGUCUGCCCUCAAUAGUGGAGGAUAGAAUCAUCCUGUCCUUGUCACUGCCACACGCAGAUUAUGCGCUCAACAGUCAGAACACUUUUCAAAAGAAGCCCGGUUCCCAGGACCUCCAGAGCUCCUCCUCUCAGACGCACCAAGACAACCCAAAGAGUCCGGGCUUUCACCAGCAGAGGGACCACGUAGAUGACCCAACAUUACGUGUGGGACAGGAGGAACAUGGAAUGUCCGACAAGCAGUUUGAUGUUGACCAUGAAGAUGUGGACAUUGAACUUGAUCUGAGUGAAUGUGAGGCAGAGGGAAAGGGGAUUACAGAAGACACCAGCCUUUCAAACUUUGCCCAUUACUGUGGAAUAUCAAGAGGAGUACCUCAGACGGCUUCAACAGAGAGCGCUCAUUUGGAAGACAUUGCUGUAGAGAAACUGACACUUCCUGACACCUCUGGACAAAACCACAGUGAGUCAUUGCCAGAAAGGGCUCUAAAGGAGACCACUGUGCCUUUACAUGAGUUCUGCUGGACUUUUCCAGUCAACAGUGAUCAGAUGUUGCAGGAGGCCCCAGCUGUAACUCAUCUUGGCAAGAAAGUUAUCAUGAAUGCCAACCUAAGUGCACCAACCGAAAAGUCAUCCCAGCGAACAGGUCACCAGGUGCUGUCAGACAUUUCCAACAACAACCAGGAUGAAGAGGGGCUCUUGCAGGAUGCGGCCAACUCAGAAGUAAGGCCUCCAGCGAGGACAAGCUUCUCCUCAGCAGGACCUGCCAAGAGCCUUGUGUCUCGGCUGGCUAAAAAGAAAUGCUCUCACUGCCACAGGUGCUUUGCCCACUAUUCUGACCUGCUGAAGCACCAGCGCUGCCACAGCAGGGACACAACGCACCAGUGCUCCCAGUGUGGAAUGAAGUUCCGAAACGCCUCACUCCUCGCUAUCCACAAACUGAAACACCUGAAAGCUCCACUCAAAUGUGCAACACAUCUGUGCGUUCACUGUGGCCGUGAGUUUGAGCGGCGCUCUGGCUUAAUGAGUCAUAUGCGGACCCAUCGUGUAGAUUCAUCCGCUAAAUCUUCAUCAGUGGAUUCAUCCGCUCCAUCUUCAUCAGUGGAUUUAUCCGCUAAAUCUUCAUCAGUGGAUUCAUCCGCUCCAUCUUCAUCAGUGGAUUCAUCUUGCUUUCAAGAGACACCAAAGGAAACCGAGGUGGCUGUGGCACAGACCAGUCAAACUGAGUGUCAGUUCUGCAAAAUGCAUUUCUCUUCUCUGCUGGAGUUGAAGAACCACUUGAUGAAGCACAAAGAACUCCGGUCCUAUUGUUGCAACCAGUGCGAUAAAAGCUUCAUGUCCAAAAAAGGCCUUCAGCACCAUUUGCCCCUCCACAAAACGGAUAAGCCAUGCCUUUGUGAGGUCUGUGGCAAGCAUUUCUACACUCCUUCCCAGCUCCGAUCUCACCGGAGGGGAGCACACUCCACUGAGCAGCACUGUUGCCCCUACUGUGGUAAAUUGUUCAGCCUGAAGGGAAACCUCAACAUUCACAUUCGCAUCCAUACUGGAGAGAGACCCUUCCUCUGCUCCACAUGUGGGAAAUGCUUCCCAUCUGCGGGAGACCUAAAGGUGCACGUGCGCAUCCAUACGGGAGAGAGACCGUUCAGGUGUGAAGUGUGUGACAAGGGGUUUGUCACCUCCAGUCAUCGCUUGGUCCAUCUACGCUCACACACGGGCGAACGGCCUUUCUCUUGCACCGUGUGCGGGAGACGUUUUGCACGGAGAGGGUGUCACCGAAAGCAUAUGUUGAUUCACUCAGGGGAAAAGCCCUACAAAUGCCCGGAUUGUUCCAAGAGUUUCCGUCGGAGUUCACACCUGAAAAAACAUAGAGAAACGCAUAUAAAAAAAUAAGUAAACUUCAAUAAAGUUUAUGUGAACAGACAAUUUGGGGAACCUUGUUCAAAAUGGCAUGCUACUGGUGAGAAAUAAAAAUCUGUUAAAUAUUUUA
Messenger RNA from Alosa sapidissima (American shad), 2727 nucleotides. Its product is annotated as zinc finger protein 37-like. Lineage: Eukaryota; Metazoa; Chordata; Actinopteri; Clupeiformes; Clupeidae. Gene Ontology annotation, molecular function: RNA polymerase II transcription regulatory region sequence-specific DNA binding; telomeric repeat DNA binding; DNA-binding transcription factor activity, RNA polymerase II-specific. The record is from RefSeq and is a predicted model, not a curated record. Gene Ontology annotation, biological process: telomere capping; regulation of telomere maintenance via telomere lengthening; regulation of transcription by RNA polymerase II. Gene Ontology annotation, cellular component: nucleus; shelterin complex. The transcript has 9 exons. The coding region runs from base 180 to 2630 and encodes 816 amino acids.